GGGUAGUGGGAGGGCCGCGCUCAGCAGCAGGCAGGCAGGGCGUGGGAGGGCUGUGGGGCAGGGCAAGGCCGGGUUUGGUUCCUUCUCGCCUGCCGUGAGGCGCCGGUGGGCGCUGAGCGGUGCGGGGGCUGUCAGCGGGCAGAGGGACGGGGCUGAAGGGUUGCAGGGUGGGUCUGGGCACCCCCUCAGCCUUGGGGCUGUGAGUGGGAAGGAGUCCCACUCGAGGUGGGACUCACAGGUACUGCUUUAUUUCAGAUCUUUGCAGGCAGAGAGAAAUAAGGAGGAAGAAAAUUUCGUUAUGGCACCAUCAGGAAGAAAGCAUUCAGGAAAAGCUGGUAAAGCAGGACAGGAAGAGCAAGCCAGAUCUGCCUAUGACUUUCAGGAGGAAAGAAAAGACCUGAGUGGAUCAGAGGAAGAUAUUAGAGAAGGUGAAACACCAGUAAUGGACAAGCAUGGCAAGAAAAGACCUAUGGUGACUACUCAUGUGGUUCCAGAUGAUGUGGGGGGUGAAGUACAGAAUAUGCUGGAAAGAUUUGGAGCUGACAUUAACAAAGCUCUCUUAGCCAAGAGGAAAAGAUUAGAAAUGUAUACAAAAGCCUCACUCAAAACCAGUAACCAGAAGAUUGAACAUGUUUGGAAGACACAGCAGGAGCAGAGGCAGAAGCUGAAUCAUGAGUUCUCCCAGCAGUUCCUGACUGUAUUUCAGCAGUGGGAUGCAGAUGUGCAGAAAGCAGAGGAACAGGAGGAAAAACUAGCGAAUAUGUUUCGUCAGCAACAGAAGGUUUUUCAACAGGCAAGAAUAGUUCAAAGUCAGAGACUGAAAACUAUUAAGCAACUAUAUGAGCAAUUCUUAAAGAGCAUGGAAGAGCUAGAGAAGAACAAUGAAAAUCUUCUAGCUGGCGCACAAAAUGAACUUCGCAAAGAGAUGGCUAUGCUACAGAAGAAGAUUAUGAUGGACACUCAACAGCAGGAGAUGGCAACUGUUCGCAAGUCUCUUCAGUCCAUGUUAUUCUGAUGGCUCAAUGGAGAAACAACUUGUACCUAAGUAACACGAUACAAGUAUAGGCGUUAGCCAUGAAGAAGUUAUCUUAAGAUUUAAGUAAGUGUUUUAAAGUUCCUAUUAAAUACUUUAAUGGAUUGUUCUAA
Messenger RNA from Gallus gallus (chicken), 1146 nucleotides. RefSeq names its product synaptonemal complex protein 3 (gene SYCP3). The transcript has 9 exons. The record is from RefSeq and is a predicted model, not a curated record. NCBI's taxonomy places the organism in Eukaryota, Metazoa, Chordata, Aves, Galliformes, Phasianidae. Gene Ontology annotation, cellular component: synaptonemal complex. Gene Ontology annotation, biological process: spermatid development; meiotic cell cycle. Bases 299 to 1015 code for a protein of 238 amino acids.